UGACUUGGGGGAGUAUACUGCCACUUAAUUAAUUUACAUUAAUAUGUCAGUGAAUUUUUUAUUUAUUUUAUGGUUAGAAAGACUUUGAACAUACCUUGUAGUAAGAAAUACGUUUAACGGACUCCGUGUGCUCCGUCCAUUAGGGAAACUCAUCACAGGACUGAAAACAUUAACAUGUAUAAGCCGUGUGUGUGAACACACAAACAUUUCUUGUAAUAAUUCAUGAACAACCGUUAAACGUUUGUGAUUAUCUUUGUUUUUAUAUUUGUUACCGUUACACAGCCGCCCCUUUAAGACGAAGCCACGUGACCUGGUCGGCGAGACGUCAGACCCGGAAGAGAAGCGCCUAUCGUUGCAAUGUUUUCAUGGAUGUUCUGUUUUCAGUAGAAAUGGAUAUUUUUAGCUGGUACAAUUACGCCAGCUGGACUAUGAAAUGGACCAUAUGUCCUCAGCGGGAGAAGAAGCAAUCCAAUUUCCUCUCGUAUACAGGAAUCUACAGUAACUGACACUCAGGCUAAGUUAAUUUGUAGUAAAAAUAAGUAGGUUGACUCUUUCUUGUAAAGUGGAGUCCCCGCCAUAAUCUUGUGGAUGUUUUGGAGUCAUGCUUCACUGAUGAUUUUGCAGUUUCGUAAUACAAGACGGGCACAUGUGUAACAAUUCAUCUCCUGGACUGAGCUAACAGUCGUUUGACUUGAUGACCAUGAUGGCCUUUGGAGCAAGGGCAGUUCUUCUCAACCUGAGAUACACUUUCAGUAAAGCAAGCUCCUUUGCCAGAGUCAGACUUAUCCAGAACUCCAGGACAUGUUUUGUUAAAAGAGGGAGGAUUUUAUCCCAGAUACCCAAGGUUACACUGCUAUGUUGGGGUGCAGUGAAUGCAAGUUCAUGUGCAGUUAGGUGCCAGGAAGCCACUCUUCCAACCCUGAAUGCUGACAGAAAGUCUUUAGCCAAGGUCCAAGUGCACAAAGUCAUAUUUUUCCUUCGCCUCAGCCUCCGUGCAUUAGUUCUAUUCCUCAAAUUUGGCCCCCUUCUCCUUCUCUCCCCCUUGGCUCUGAUGUCCACACGCUGGGCGUCUCGCUGGCUGGACGCUCUGCUGUGGGUGACUGAGAAUUCUGGUCCGGCUUUCAUCAAGCUGGGGCAGUGGGCCAGCACCAGACGUGACAUCUUCUCUCAAGAGUUUUGUGAACGCUUCUCCAGACUCCAUGUCAAGGUACGCCCCCACUCCUGGGCCCACACCAAGCAGUGUCUCCAGAGGGCCUUUGGGGAAGGCUGGAGGAAGGUUUUAGUCUUUGAGAGCAAAGAGCCGGUGGGUUCGGGAUGUGUGGCCCAGGUGUACAGAGGAUGGGCCAAGGCAGACCAGGUGGAGGACCCAGACUUCCAAUUGCUGGUGGAGGAAAUGGAGAGAGAAGAUUUGCUAGAAGCCUGGGAGAUCCCUGGUUUUAGAGGAAUGGUCAGAUCUCUGUGGCAGCUCUGGAGGGGGAGUAGUGAGGAGGAGGGCUAUGAAGAGAGAAGCUACCCAGCUGGUCAGCAUGAGGAGUGCAGCACAGAGAAGGAGCGUCUGAUACCUGUGGCUAUCAAGGUGGUUCAUCCAGGCAUCAGGAGGCAGGUGGAGAUAGACCUGUUGCUGAUGAAAGCCGGCAGUUGGCUUCUGCACUGCCUCCCUGGACUCAAAUGGCUCAGUCUGUAUGAGAUAGUGGAGGAGUUUGAGAAGCUCAUGACCAAACAGAUUGAUCUCCGCUUUGAGGCCAGGAACAUCGAGCAUUUCCGGGAUAAUUUCCGUGAUGUGGAUUAUGUCAAGUUCCCAACUCCCUUACGACCAUUUAUCACCAGGACAAUUUUAGUGGAAACUUUUGAAGAGAGCGAGCCUAUUUCUAACUACCUGAGCUCCGAGAUUCCUCAGAGUGUGAAGCAGAGAAUAGCCAGGAUGGGUGUAGACACCUUGCUGAAAAUGGUCUUUGUGGACAACUUCGUCCACGGGGACCUCCAUCCUGGGAACAUUCUGGUCCAGUGUCGGGGGCCUCUUGCUGAUUCCAGGGACAGUACUGGUAUCACAGGGGAGCCCCAGGGUAAGACCACCCUCACUGACUUGUGGGAUACGGUGGUUGUCAGUGUUAGACCAGACCCGUGUCCUCUCCAGUUGGUGUUGCUGGACGCCGGCAUCGUAGCAAAGCUCAGUGACCAUGACCUUGCAAACUUCAAGGCUGUCUUCACAGCCGUGGUGCUGCGGCAGGGUGAGCGAGUAGCAGAGUUGAUUUUGCAUCAUGCCCGAGCCAAUGAGUGCCAAGACGUGCCACAGUUUAAGAAGGAGAUGGCCCAGUUGGUGGACCAUGCCCUCAGUAAUACCCUCUCUCUGGGAAAGAUCCAAGUGGCUGACUUGCUCUCCAGAGUCUUUGGUCUGCUCAUCAAACACAAGGUGAAGCUGGAGAGUAAUUUUGCCUCAAUUGUGUUUGCCAUCAUGGUGCUGGAGGGUCUGGGCAGGUCACUCGAUCCGAACUUGGACAUCUUGGAUUUGGCCAAACCCCUGCUGCUAAAGAACUGUGCCUCACUGCUCUGAGACAUUCUCACAAACACACAUGACAGAUCAAGCACACUAUCUGUGCUUGAUCAGCUGUGUUGUGCACUCGUAGGUGCACACACAGGUAGUAAAUCCUAUACUGUAUUGUACAUCAAUAGAUACAGUAAAUGUGUAUAUCCUCCUAAUGCCAUGACGAUGGGUUGUCUUCAAGGUUACAAUGCAAGAUUCCACUGUGGAUCACAAGAUCACAGUCUCAUCACUACAUUUCAGCAAUGUUGAUGCCAUAAAUACCUCAGUGAGUUUUACAUUGGUGGGUAUUUCCACAUUCAUCACUGUUACUUUUGACUUGAAUUUUGUCAUCUUCUGUCUGGUUGAAGUAUGAACAUUUCACCCACUGAAAUGAACUUCAAGGUACCUCUAUCAGAGCCUAAUGAAUGACAGCGUGUACGCUUUACAUGAGGCACCACUUGUAGUUUAUUGAGUGCUAAUGGAUGAGUCAGACACAACGGCAGACACAGAUUUCAUCAGAGACCAUUUGUAGUGAUUUAAGAUGUAAAACAAAAUACUGCAAAACCCCUAGUUGAUACUUAAAAGCAUAUUUUUACUUUUUAAUGACUAAUAUUGAUCUCAGGAUGUCUAUCACUCCAUCUUUUAUUGCAUCUUAGAUAAUGUCUAAUGAGCCAUAUUUGCUUUAGUGUGAAUCACAAUGUACUGUAACAUUUGUUCUUACACACCACAUUGACAGUGAAGUCUUGUGAAGCUAAAUGUACUCACGACUGACCCAUGUCUAAUAACUUUCCAUCAAAAUAGUGGGAACACUUGAAUGAUACAUAUCAAUAAAAAAGGGACUCAAUGCUAA
Messenger RNA from Seriola aureovittata, 3371 nucleotides. It is a transcript of the gene adck2, whose product is annotated as aarF domain containing kinase 2. The coding region runs from base 695 to 2551 and encodes 618 amino acids. The transcript has 8 exons. NCBI's taxonomy places the organism in Eukaryota, Metazoa, Chordata, Actinopteri, Carangiformes, Carangidae. The record is from RefSeq and is a predicted model, not a curated record. Gene Ontology annotation, cellular component: mitochondrion.